AACGAAAAAAAACCAAUGGCGGAGCACAACGGUGGAGUCGACGUGGAGGUCAGCGAAGGCGAGGAGACCAAGCCAAUCCACCGCCGGGACGACGACGACACUCUCUUCGGUGUCGUCAACCGUCUUCUCUGUGCCAUUCUGUUUCCGGGCCCCGACGACAGUGGCGCUCCGCUGUUUCGCCGGAUCAAGACCUCCGUCGCCGAGAAUGCUCCGCGCUUCCGGGAAGCUUCUAGAAACACUGGUCGGAGCGUGCUUGUCUGGACUCGUCAGGGCAGUCCUCUCCGACCACUCCUCGUCAUCUCUGUUGGCACAAUCACUCUUCUGGGUUUGACAGGAUUGCUUGUCUUUAUGCUUUUUUUCCUGGCAGCAACUUUCAAUGCCAUUGUUCUCUCGCUUUUGUUAUCUUUGGCAGCUGCAGGAGGAUUCUUGGCCCUCUUCUUUACCUUUAUAGCAGCUAUAUACAUUGGGGCACUAUCAGUUGCCAUUUUUGUUGUUUCUGCUACAACAAUUUCUGCAAUUGUAGCUGUUCUGAUUACCACAGGUUGGAUCGGGUUCUUUUGGUGCGUGUGGUUGGCAAGUAAGAAAUGUCUAAGCCUUGCUCAGCGCUCACUUAGCGUGACUGGUUCGACCAUUUCAGCCUACUCUUAUGGAAGGCAUGCUCACAAGGCUUCAGGUUGAAGUGGAAUGUAUAUAUUGUGAAUAAAGCCUCUGUAUGUGGAAGCAGCUGAUAUCUAUGCAGAUGUUAUCUCCAGACGGUUACGGUUUUAUAUUCUGAGAGGAUCACGCUUUUUUCUUUUCCUAUGCUACGUAGGAAGCAUGAUGGGUCACAUAGGACUUUCGACGUUAUUGUAUAUAUUUCCUUGUCCAUGUACCUCUAGAAUGUUAAAACAGCACGAACGAAUGAAUAUGUUGUAUUUACCUC
Argentina anserina (silverweed cinquefoil) is the source of this 922-nucleotide messenger RNA. RefSeq lists its product as uncharacterized. Lineage: Eukaryota; Viridiplantae; Streptophyta; Magnoliopsida; Rosales; Rosaceae. The coding region runs from base 16 to 678 and encodes 220 amino acids. The transcript has 3 exons. The record is from RefSeq and is a predicted model, not a curated record.